AUGUAUUAUCAGAGAGCUGACACUGCAUAUCUGCUGCUCUACGUCGAUGACAUCAUCCUCACGGCGUCCGCCUCCGAGCUCCUUCAGCGGCUCAUGGCUUGUCUUCGUGAUGAGUUUGCCCUCAAGGACUUGGGGCCUCUGCAUUACUUCCUCGGCAUCGAGGUGGUCCGCCGAGCUGACGGUUUCUUUCUGCAUCAGCAGAAGUACGCCCACGAGCUUCUGGAGCGUGCCGGCAUGCUUAACUACAAGCCGUCGGCCAUUCCCGUCGAGACAAAGGCCAAGGUCUCUGCCCUGGAAGGGUCUCCCGCGUCCGAUGCAACAUUUUAUCGCUCCAUUGUUGGUGCCCUGCAGUACCUGACGCUGACACGCUCGGACCUGCAGUAUGUUGUUCAGCAGGUGUGCCUCCAGAUGCACUCCCCGCGUGACUCUCAUUGGGGCUUGGUGAAGCGUAUCCUCCAUUACAUACGCGGCACUAUGUCCUUGGGACUCACAUUGACGGCCUCCGCCUCCACCGAUCUCGUCGCCUACUCUGAUGCAGACUGGGCCGGCUGCCCCGACACCCGUCGCUCUACUUCAGGCUAUUGCGUCUACCUUGGGCCCUCGCUGAUCUCUUGGUCGUCCAAGCGACAUCCCACGGUCUCCCGCUCGAGUGCCGAGGCAGACUAUCGGGCAGUGGCUAAUGCCGUGGCGAAAUGCUCUUGGCUCCGUCAGCUGCUCCAGGAGUUGCUUUGUGAUGUUCACAAGGCCACACAUGUCUAG
This is a messenger RNA of Aegilops tauschii subsp. strangulata, 759 nucleotides long. NCBI's taxonomy places the organism in Eukaryota, Viridiplantae, Streptophyta, Magnoliopsida, Poales, Poaceae. The record is from RefSeq and is a predicted model, not a curated record.